Molecule: messenger RNA, 3490 nt
Organism: Pocillopora damicornis (cauliflower coral)
Lineage: Eukaryota; Metazoa; Cnidaria; Anthozoa; Scleractinia; Pocilloporidae
Product: transducin-like enhancer protein 3
Biological process (GO): negative regulation of canonical Wnt signaling pathway; regulation of DNA-templated transcription
Cellular component (GO): transcription regulator complex; nucleus
Molecular function (GO): protein binding; transcription corepressor activity
Source: RefSeq, a predicted model, not a curated record
GUGUUACAUGUUGGUGGACCGCGUGCCGCGUUUUCCCGUGUCAUUUUGCUGUGUCGAUUUCAACGCUGAUAUUUGUUCAAGUUUCGUCGCUGAGUUGUGGACUUAAAGCGUGGUAAACUUUUCGUCCGAAGCGGCCAAAAACGAUUCUACUCCAACUUACUGUGUGACUUAAUUCAAAGUGUCUAAUCGAUAGAAACGAUUUGCACCCGAGCCCACUAGUCGUUGGUAGCGACCCGAGCGUGAACAAACGGUUCGCGAAAUGCUUGAGUACUUCAAUAUGCUGUGUUGAGACAACUUAUUGUGAGUGUGUGGAAAAUUUGGACUUCGCUUAACUCGCGCCUUUCUGGCUAUCACUGAACAAGGCUAUCAAGGAUUGUCGACCAACAUGUAUCAAAGUCGACAUACGACACCGCAUCAACCUUCCGGCCAACCAUUCAAGUUUACUGUAGCCGAUUCAUGCGAUCGCAUCAAAGAAGAAUUUAACUUUCUUCAAGCACAGUACCACAGCUUGAAGUUAGAGUGUGAAAAGCUAGCAAGCGAGAAGACAGAGAUGCAAAGGCAUUAUGUUAUGUAUUACGAGAUGUCAUAUGGACUCAACGUGGAGAUGCAUAAACAGACAGAGAUAGCUAAAAGGUUAAAUGCAAUCUGUGCACAAAUCAUACCAUUUCUCUCUCAAGAUCACCAACAACAAGUUGCAGCAGCAGUAGAGAGAGCCAAACAGGUGACGAUGACCGAAUUGAAUGCCAUUAUUGGGCAACAGCAACUCCAUCAGGGUCUACAAGGUCUCCAUGGCCAUCCUCCCACAAUACCACUGCCCCACCCUGGUGCCACGCCCCCACAGCUUCCACCUGGGGCUACCUCAGGACUUCUUGCUCUUUCCAACCUGUCAGUUCAGCCUCCUCAUUUGCCUAUGAUGAAACCUGAAGACAAAGAUGGCAUGAAUUCCCUCUCGCCGCUGGGACACAUGCGGUCAUCAGAAAAAUACAGAGCAUCUGACUUGUCAUCACAUGGUAGUGAUGAUGGACACAUGGACAGGGAGCGAGAAAGAGAUAGAGAAAGAGAACGGGAAAGAGACAGAGACAGAGACAGAGAUAGAGACAGAGACAGGGAAAACAGAGACAGAGAACGUGACAGAGAAAGAGACAGGGAUCGCGACAGAGAAAGAGAACGAGAAAGACAUGUUAAUGGAACAAAGAAUAACAGCAAAAGAAAGAGAGAUGACAAAGAUUCAGGGGAAAGUGAUGCAGAAAAAAGUGAUGGUGAUUUAGUUGUGGAUGUCUCCAAUGAGGAUGCUAAUUCUCCCAGAGUAGAAAAUGGACCUGACUCACCCCCUCUAAGUGACAAAAAAGUUAGGAAAGACUCUGGAUCUCCUACCAACCCAUCUUCAUCUUCAUCAACACCUUCAUCCAAACACCCAAAGUCUGAAAGCAAAGCUGUGCUUGAAAGACAAACAUCAGAGACAGGCUCAUCUGGAAGGAAAAGCCCAUCAAGAUCAUCACCUUCGGUCAAAACACCAGUCGCUGCACCAGCUGUGAGGCCAGCAAUGUCCGUACCAGGAGGACCUUACCCAUAUGUCAAUGCUAUUGCUGGUGAACUUUCAAGUCCGACAUCAUUUUCACCCUCAGUGAUGACUCCAGGAAUGUCUGCCAGUGGAAUUGGUUAUGGUAGAUCACUGGUUGGCUUUGAACAUGGUUCCCCUGCGACAAGAGUUGGUAUGCCUCCUCUGGGACCAGGUCUCCCUGCAGGACCCCCAGGGGGUAAACCUGCAUAUUCAUUUUAUGUCAGUGGUGAUGGCCAAAUGCAAGCUGUACCAUUUCCACCUGAUGCGCUGAUUGGUUCAAAUAUCCCACGGCAUGCCAGACAGAUCAAUCAACUUAAUCAUGGGGAAGUAGUCUGUGCUGUCACGAUAAGCCAUCCAACUCGUCAUGUUUACACAGGAGGAAAAGGCUGUGUCAAAGUGUGGGAUAUUGGUCAAAGUAGUGGGAAAAGCCCGAUAUCAACAUUAGAAUGUUUGAGGGAUAACUACAUUAGAUCCUGCCGACUGUUGCCUGAUGGAAGAACAUUAAUUGUUGGUGGUGAAGCUAGUACUCUAACAAUUUGGGAUCUGGCCUCGUCACAACCUCGUAUAAAGAAUGAGUUAACUUCAAAUGCACCAGCAUGUUAUGCAUUGGCAAUAAGUCCAGACUCCAAAGUUUGCUUUAGCUGUUGCAGUGAUGGAAAUAUUGCAGUUUGGGACUUGCAUAAUCAAACUUUAGUCAGACAAUUCCAAGGUCAUACAGAUGGUGCAAGUUGUAUUGAUAUUUCACCAGAUGGGACCAAGUUAUGGACUGGUGGUUUAGACAACACAGUAAGAUCUUGGGAUCUGAGAGAAGGCCGACAACUUCAGCAGCAUGAUUUCACAUCACAGAUCUUCUCAUUAGGGUAUUGUCCUUCUGGCGAUUGGCUGGCUGUAGGGAUGGAGAACAGUAAUGUUGAAGUACUUCACCAGACAAAACCAGACAAGUAUCAGCUCCAUCUGCAUGAAAGUUGUGUUUUGUCAUUAAAGUUUGCCUACUCUGGCAAGUGGUUUAUUACGACAGGCAAAGACAACUUGCUGAACGCCUGGAGAACACCCUAUGGAGCCAGCAUCUUUCAGUCAAAAGAAUCGUCAUCUGUCCUGAGCUGUGAUAUAUCUACAGAUGACAAAUACAUCGUAACAGGAUCAGGUGAUAAGAAAGCAACCCUCUAUGAGGUGAUAUUUUAAAUGUGUGAGGUACAAUGUACCGAUAAAAAUAAACAGGACUGAUUUUUGUCCCUCCUGUGUGAAAUGAAUGGAUAGACGGCACAUCAGAAUCUGCGUCAAGAAGGAUCAAAGUAGGACUGAUUGUGCUAUGUACAUGGAUGUUCUUGCACAAAGUCUGAAAAGCACAUGUACAGAUGCAUUGUUUGGAUGGAGUACGGUUUUUUGUAAGACAUGAUUUUGGAUAGAACACUUUUCACUUGCUUGUAGAGUUCAUCGAGACUUGGAUUGUCAAUAUGUUUGUUGUGUCAGUUAAAGACCCAUGGCCUCAUCUCAUUUCUAGUUACCACAUGGGUGUGUCUUAUUCACAGCUUAUUCCUUCUGUGAAAGGCAUAGCAACAACUAUCCAGUCAUUUCUACUUGUGGAAAAAUAUGUGGAAAUUUUAGUUGUUAUGCUUAAAGUAACUGCCUCAGAGGAGAGGGGAUUGGGCAGUUCACGAAAGAAAGAGUCUACCAGAAUUGAACUAUUAAGUGUGUGAAUUUUGUCAGAUAUCACUCAAAGAAAACUUAGUAUAUGAUGAUAAAGAGUGAAUCUUUUUUAAUGUAAAAUAAGUUUUAAAAGAUUGAGCAUAUUGUAAAAAAAAUCCCCCCAAGGUUAAACAGCUGCCUAGUUUUGCAUGUGCAUAUCUUUCAUGCAUCUUCUUUUGUUAAAGACUGCUAACAUUUGCAAAAACAUUAGAAUUAAAUAAAGUUCUUGGAAUUUGUGUUUGA